AUGAAGGCGGUGAAACAGGUCGGGCAGUUGGUUGCAAGCCAAGGGGACGAUGCAGCAACGAUGGACAACGACGGGGAGAUCCCAAUCCAACUGAAUCUACCGGGAGUGACGCUGAACUUUACCAGCGAAUGGAUCAUGGACACACGCGAGUUGCAGGAAGCAAAAGCCCACCAUGCCGAUUUGCUCGAACGGAUUCAAACGCUGGAGCAAGAAAACACGUAUUUGCGUGAAAAGUGCGUCCGGAUCAACGAUGAAUCGAACUUGGACAAGUUCAAAAGCCAACUGCUGGUGGAAAUGCUCGCGAUCAGUUCCCUUGACGAAGAGAAAAGCAAAGCAGAGUACAUCAAGGAAAAACUUAAAGUCGAGAGCCUAAAGCACGACAUGAAGGCGCUGCUGGAGAAAGCAGCCCACCACAACAUCGACAUCAAGCAAUUUGCCACCCAUCUCAAGUCUAUGUAACACCUGCCUCUCGUCAACGGCUACAUUAGCGUCAAUGUUAUAUUGUGCUGGUCAUUCUUAAUCCAUCCAUUGUCUUCAUCUCAUGUAAA
Messenger RNA from Aphanomyces astaci, 548 nucleotides. RefSeq lists its product as hypothetical. Lineage: Eukaryota; Oomycota; Saprolegniomycetes; Saprolegniales; Verrucalvaceae. The record is from RefSeq and is a predicted model, not a curated record. The transcript has 3 exons. Bases 1 to 459 code for a protein of 152 amino acids.